This is a messenger RNA of Gastrolobium bilobum, 963 nucleotides long. RefSeq names its product E3 ubiquitin-protein ligase RSL1-like. The record is from RefSeq and is a predicted model, not a curated record. Gene Ontology annotation, biological process: protein polyubiquitination; positive regulation of proteasomal ubiquitin-dependent protein catabolic process; ubiquitin-dependent protein catabolic process. NCBI's taxonomy places the organism in Eukaryota, Viridiplantae, Streptophyta, Magnoliopsida, Fabales, Fabaceae. The transcript has 3 exons. Gene Ontology annotation, cellular component: ubiquitin ligase complex; cytoplasm. Bases 57 to 794 code for a protein of 245 amino acids. Gene Ontology annotation, molecular function: ubiquitin conjugating enzyme binding; zinc ion binding; ubiquitin protein ligase activity.
UCCAUGAUACUUCCAAGCACAAGCAGAAGAAGAGAGUAACAGAGAACAAAGUAAAGAUGGUUGGUCAAUCUGGAAUCCAUGAUAAGCACAUGCAGAUGCAGACUCAGGUGAAGAAGGAUCGUGAUGAUGGAAAGAAGAAAGCAGCCACUGGUCAAACCUCAAAACUUCUUCGCUGUGGUGUAUGUUUUGAUUCCAAACCAGACUCUCAUAUGUUCAGAAGAUGUCAAUGCAACCACCCCUUUUGCACUGAUUGCAUAUCCAAUUACGUGGCUACUCAAAUACAGAAAAAUGUUGUGAAUGUGAAUUGUCCAAAUCCAAAAUGUUCUGUGGAGUUGAAGCCAAAACAUUUGCAACCCAUUAUGCCUAAACAAGUUAUUGAUCGAUGGGAAUCAGCAAGAUACGAGCUUUCACUUGCUGCGUGGCAAAAGACUUAUUGUCCCUUUAAGGAUUGCUCUGUUCUGUUGGUGAAUGAUGGAGGAAAAGUUGUGACUAGUUCUGAGUGCACUUCAUGUCACAGACUAUUUUGUGCGCAGUGUAAGGUUCCAUGGCAUGCAGAAAUGAAUUGCAACGAAUUCCAAAAGUUGAAAAGUAGUGAAAUUGAAAAGGAUUUGGAUAAGAAGUUUUUUGAGUUGGCCAAAGGGAAAAUGUGGCAGAAAUGUCCCACAUGCUCUAUCUAUGUCGAAAGUUGUGGUGGAUGUGAACACAUAACCUGCAGGUGUGGACGCAACUUCUGCUACAUCUGUGGGAAGAAUUGGGAGUUUGGACAUUUAUGCUGUAGUCCUCGCUCCACCUGAGAUUUCACAGAUGGCGGAACAGUUGGAAACUCAAAUGGCAAAUAUGAAGGAAGUUCUAGCUAUUACUCAUCGCAACUAAAGGAAAUCUUGUAGCUGACGUUCUAGCUAAAAGAGCAGCGAUGUUGUGUUUAGGAGACUUUUGAAGCACCACUAACUUGGCUAUGUAGAU